Molecule: messenger RNA, 1584 nt
Organism: Salarias fasciatus (jewelled blenny)
Lineage: Eukaryota; Metazoa; Chordata; Actinopteri; Blenniiformes; Blenniidae
Gene: cyp19a1b
Product: cytochrome P450, family 19, subfamily A, polypeptide 1b
Exons: 8
Biological process (GO): response to estradiol; female gonad development
Cellular component (GO): endoplasmic reticulum
Molecular function (GO): aromatase activity; iron ion binding; heme binding
Source: RefSeq, a predicted model, not a curated record
GGGCUGCUGCAGACGGAGACGCUCGCCUUCGGUCCCGUGAUGCUGGACGCAGUGUCUGCCGUCACUCUCCUGCUGCUGCUGCUGCUGCUGCUGCUGCUUCUCAACAUCUGGGGUCAAAAGCAUCAUUCAGACAUACCAGGCCCUCCCUUCUUGGCAGGACUCGGUCCGAUUCUCACCUACAGCAAGUUCAUGUGGUCUGGGAUCGGAACGGCCUGUAACUACUACAAUAACAAAUACGGCAGCAUUGCCAGGGUGUGGAUCAACGGCGAGGAAACCAUCAUCAUAAGCAGGUCCUCUGCAGUCUAUCACGUCCUGAGGAGUGACCUCUACACCUCAAGAUUUGGGAGCAAAAAAGGACUGGAGUGCAUCGGGAUGGAGGGGAGGGGGAUCAUCUUCAACAACAACAUCCCGCUCUGGAGAAAAUCCAGAGCUUAUUUUACUAAAGCGCUGAGCGGCCCGGGCCUGCAGAAGACGGUGGGAAUCUGUGUGAGCUCCACAUCCAAAUACCUGGACAGCCUGCAGGACAUGACGGACUCCUCCGGACACGUGGACGCCCUCAACCUCCUGAGGGCCAUUGUGGUGGACAUCUCCAACAAGCUGUUCCUCGGGGUGCAGCUCAACGAGAGGGACCUGCUACUGAAAAUCCACAAAUAUUUCGAGACCUGGCAGACAGUUCUUAUCAAGCCGGAUAUCUUCUUUAAGAUGGGAUGGCUGUUCAACAAGCACCAGAGAGCGGCCCAAGAACUCCAGGAUGUGAUGGAAAGCCUCCUUGACAUCAAAAGGAGGAUCAUCAGUGAAGCGGAGAAGUUGGAUGGGGAGCUGGACUUUGCCACGGAGCUCAUCUUUGCUCAAAACCACGGCGAGCUGUCGGGGGACGACGUCCGGCAGUGCGUGCUGGAGAUGGUGAUCGCGGCUCCGGACACGCUUUCCAUCAGCCUGUUCUUCAUGCUCAUGCUGCUGAAACAGAACCCGGACGUGGAGCUGCAGAUCGUGGAGGAGAUGAACGCCUUCCUGAGUUGAGAGAGCAGUGCAGUCCACUUCACGGGCCGGCAUACAGGUUUCUAACGCCGUCCUUCGCUUGCAGGCGACAAAUCGAUAGAGACCGUGGACUAUCAGGGUCUGAAGGUGCUGGAAAGUUUCAUCAAAGAGUCGAUGAGGUUCCACCCGGUGGUGGAUUUCACGAUGCGGAAAGCUCUGGAGGACGAUACCAUCGAAGGCACGAGGAUCAGGAAAGGAACCAACAUCAUUCUCAACAUCGGCCUCAUGCACAAGACAGAAUUCUUCCCCAAAUCCAAAGAGUUCAGCCUCCUGAACUUUGAGAAAAAUGUGCCCAGCCGAUACUUCCAGCCCUUUGGCUGCGGCCCUCGCUCCUGCGUGGGGAAAUACAUCGCCAUGGUGAUGAUGAAGGCCAUCUUAGCCACGCUGCUGUCCCGCUACACGGUGUGUCCUCGCCAGGGCUGCACGCUCAGCAGCAUCCGGCAGACCAACAACCUGUCGCAGCAGCCUGUGGAGGACGAGCACAGCCUGACCAUGCGCUUCAUCCCUCGAGGCCCCAAGACUUCAGAAUGAGCCUUCAGCACAUCA